AUGACCUUUGCGGCGGGGAAUUCAGAAUCUCAAUUAGGAAAGAAUCAAGUCAGAACCCCGAAAAUCUCUGAAAAGGCAAUCAUUGAUACAACAAACAGAUUUGGUAGUUUGGAGGUAGAUUUGGGAUCCGGGAAUCUAGAGGUGAAUAUGGGGUCGGAGGCAAAUAAGGAAAAUGAGGGAAUGAUGAACCAAUUAAGAAAGGGAAGGAGUGAUACACAAGGUAAAGUUUUUAUUGGCGAGGAUAAAGGAAGAAGUGAGGUGAAAAUGGGUCUGAAAGAGAGAAAGGCUGGGAAUAAUAAAAUGGUGAAGAAUAUUGGGCCUAAGGCAAAUAAGCCCAUUCGACCUACAGAGGUUUGA
Messenger RNA from Arabis nemorensis, 357 nucleotides. The record is from the annotation of a GenBank genome assembly. Lineage: Eukaryota; Viridiplantae; Streptophyta; Magnoliopsida; Brassicales; Brassicaceae.